Messenger RNA from Penicillium mononematosum, 1120 nucleotides. Its product is annotated as mannose-1-phosphate guanyltransferase. Gene Ontology annotation, molecular function: mannose-1-phosphate guanylyltransferase (GTP) activity; GTP binding. Lineage: Eukaryota; Fungi; Ascomycota; Eurotiomycetes; Eurotiales; Aspergillaceae. The coding region runs from base 26 to 1120 and encodes 364 amino acids. The transcript is spliced from 4 exons. The record is from RefSeq and is a predicted model, not a curated record. Gene Ontology annotation, cellular component: cytoplasm. Gene Ontology annotation, biological process: GDP-mannose biosynthetic process; cell wall mannoprotein biosynthetic process.
CUAUUACUUUCAUUUUCAAUUCAUCAUGAAGGCUCUCAUUCUUGUUGGAGGGUUUGGAACUCGUCUGCGUCCUCUGACCCUCACCCUUCCCAAGCCCUUGGUGGAGUUCGGAAACCGGCCCAUGAUCUUGCACCAGGUCGAGAGCUUGGCUGCUGCGGGUGUUACUGAUAUCGUUCUUGCCGUCAACUACCGCCCGGAUGUGAUGGUUGCAGCUCUAAAGAAGUACGAGGAGCAAUACGGAGUCAAUAUUGAGUUCUCCGUCGAGUCCGAACCGCUGGGCACGGCUGGUCCGCUCAAGCUGGCAGAGGAGAUCUUGGGCAAGGAUGACUCGCCUUUCUUUGUGCUCAACUCGGAUGUGAUUUGCGACUACCCCUUCAAGCAGCUCGCCGACUUCCAUAAGAACCACGGUGAUGAGGGUACCAUUGUCGUCACCAAGGUGGACGAGCCCUCCAAGUACGGUGUCGUCGUGCACAAGCCCAACCAUGCCUCCCGUAUCGACCGCUUCGUCGAGAAACCCGUGGAAUUCGUUGGCAACCGCAUCAACGCCGGUAUCUACAUUCUGAACCCCAGCGUUCUCAAGCGCAUCGACCUCCGUCCGACCUCCAUCGAGCAGGAGACCUUCCCCGCUAUCUGUAAGGAGGGCCAGCUCCACUCCUUCGAUCUCGAGGGCUUCUGGAUGGACGUCGGUCAACCUAAGGAUUUCCUCACCGGUACUUGCCUGUACCUGACUUCUUUGGCCAAGCGCAACCCCAAGAUGCUUGCCCCUCACUCAGAGCCCUACGUGCACGGCGGAAAUGUCAUGGUUGACCCCUCCGCCAAGAUCGGCAAGAACUGCCGUAUCGGUCCUAACGUGGUUAUUGGCCCCAACGUCGUCAUUGGCGACGGUGUCCGUCUUCAGCGCUGCGUCGUGAUGGAGAACUGCAAGGUCAAGGACCACGCUUGGAUCAAGUCCACCAUUGUUGGCUGGAACAGCUCUGUUGGCCGCUGGGCACGUCUGGAGAACGUCACUGUUCUCGGAGACGACGUUACUAUUGCCGACGAGGUGUAUGUCAAUGGUGGUUCAAUCCUGCCGCACAAGAGCAUCAAGCAAAACAUUGAUGUUCCCGCGAUCAUCAUGUAA